Panthera uncia (snow leopard) is the source of this 1584-nucleotide messenger RNA. It is a transcript of the gene KMT5A, whose product is annotated as lysine methyltransferase 5A. Gene Ontology annotation, molecular function: histone H4K20 methyltransferase activity; protein binding. NCBI's taxonomy places the organism in Eukaryota, Metazoa, Chordata, Mammalia, Carnivora, Felidae. The record is from RefSeq and is a predicted model, not a curated record. The transcript is spliced from 6 exons. Bases 78 to 911 code for a protein of 277 amino acids.
GGCCCCGCUCCCCGCCCCGCCGCGCCCUGAGCGCCCCCUCCCCCGCUUCCCCCGGGUCCCCCUCUCCAGGCAGGAAGAUGUCCAAGCCCCGCGCGGUGGAGGCGGCGGCGGCGGCGGCGGCGGUGGCAGCGACGGCCCCGGGCCCGGAGAUGGUGGAGCGGAGGGGCCCGGGGAGGCCCCGCACCAACGGGGAGAAUGUUUUUACCGGGCAAUCAAAGAUCUAUUCCUACAUGAGCCCCAACAAAUGCUCUGGAAUGCGUUCCCCCCUUCAGGAAGAGAACUCAGUUGCACAUCACGAAGUCAAAUGCCAGGGGAAGCCAUUAGCCGGACUCUACAGGAAACGAGAAGAGAAAAGGAACAGUGGGAACGCAAUCCGAAGCACCAUGAAGUCCGAGGAACAGAAGAUCAAAGACGCCGGGAGAGGUCCCCUGGCACCUUUUCCAAACCAAAAAUCUGAAGCAGCAGAACCUCCAAAAACUCCGACCUCGUCUUGUGACCCUCCCGUCGCAGCCGUCGCCAAGCAGGCCCUGAAAAAGCCCGUCAAGGGCAAACAGGCCCCUCGGAAGAAAGCUCAAGGAAAAACACAACAGAAUCGCAAACUCACGGAUUUCUACCCCGUGCGAAGGAGCUCCAGGAAGAGCAAAGCUGAGCUGCAGUCUGAAGAGAGGAAAAGAAUAGAUGAGUUGAUUGAAAGCGGGAAGGAAGAAGGAAUGAAGAUUGACCUCAUCGAUGGCAAGGGCAGGGGCGUGAUCGCCACCAAGCAGUUCUCCCGGGGAGAGUUCGUGGUAGAAUACCACGGGGACCUCAUCGAGAUCACCGAUGCCAAGAAGCGGGAGGCUUUGUACGCACAAGACCCCUCCACGGGCUGCUACAUGUACUAUUUCCAGUAUCUCAGCAAAACCUACUGGUAAGUCCGCUAGCGCUUUGAGUGGCUUUUCCGCACCCUGGCGGAGAGGACAGGCCCGAGGGCAGAGAGCACGACAGCCUGCUGAUUCUUUCUGUUGCUCCUGCUUCUUGGUUGGCUCUUGCUGCCCUUUUCCAAGCCGUGAAGCGGCUCUCCCCCCGCUUGCCACUUCAGCCUUUGGGCCUGGAGCUGCUGUGGCUGCCAUCUGACCGGGCGAGAAGCAGAGGCGGACCAGUCCAUGCAGACCCGCUCCGAGGCUCCCCAGGCCGCUCCCGCUCCUGCUCCUGGCGUUCGGCCAGAGCGGCUCUAGAAGCCAGCGACUGCUCCUGUCCCCAUAUGGCCAGUGCGCUCGAUUCGGUGUUUUGUUGUGUUGGUGGUGGUGGUGUUUGACAUCAGGCUUUAUUUUUCCGACCGGUUUUGGGUUCCCAGCAAAACCGAGCAGAAGGUACGGAGAGUUCCGAUACUCCUGCCUCCUCACAGCUUCCCCCACUAUCCGCAGUUGAUCUUUAUUCAUUUAUUUCUUAUGCGCUUGCCUCACGGGCCUCCACAAAGAGCCUCUUGCAUUCCUGUCUCCUCCCACCCCCCACUCUCUCGCCCAGUGCCUCCCUCGGCUCUUAAAAGAUGUUGUUUUGACUUGAAUUGCUUUCCCCAAAAACGUGGCUAUAAAUCGACAUCCCACC